UAAUGUUGCUUUGCAAUAUAGAUACCCAUCACCCAAUUAGCUAGUGUUUGUGUGUGAUUAUUCUCCUGAAUGAGAAAAAAAGAUAAACAAACUUCUUGUAUCUCAUCUCAUGGGUCUCAUGUUUCUCAAGAAGCUCACUUUUCUCUUCCUAAUCCUCUCAUCUUCAUUCCUGUCAACUUCUUUUGCAGGCCGAAGAUUCGCAAAUAAGUUGGCUAAAGAAGUUGUCCAUUCUGAGGAAAUAUCAAGCAAUCCAUCAACUGAGGAGGAAGUGAACACUAUCCAUGAAAGGCUUCUCAGAACGAACACCAAAGACUAUGGGAACUAUAAUCCUGCACCAUCUCUUGUUAGGCCUCCUUUCAAGCUCAUCCCCAACUGAUCGAUGAUAUAUAUAUAUAUAUAUAUAUAUAUAUGCGUGUCUAGUAAUUAAAUCAUAUGUGAGUUUCAUAUAUAUACUCAGUUCUGAAUCCUAAUAUCGUGUAAUAUACAGUUUCUUUAGAUGAAUAUAUAUAUAAAUGAUGCAUAAGUUAUGUGGUAUAUAAGUAAAGUCUGGUUUAUUAGGUAAUUUCAUGCAUGGAUGUUUUAUGUAUACACUUGGUCUACUAAGAUUGUCCAUUGAUAUAUUAUAAUAAUAAAAACCAGACUUUUUUUUUUAAUCCCAAAUGAAAUGGGAAAUUAGGGUUAGGGUUUUGAACCACAUAAAGCCCCAA
Tripterygium wilfordii is the source of this 707-nucleotide messenger RNA. Its product is annotated as protein CASPARIAN STRIP INTEGRITY FACTOR 1-like. Bases 110 to 376 code for a protein of 88 amino acids. The transcript has 3 exons. The record is from RefSeq and is a predicted model, not a curated record. NCBI's taxonomy places the organism in Eukaryota, Viridiplantae, Streptophyta, Magnoliopsida, Celastrales, Celastraceae.